Danio rerio (zebrafish) is the source of this 1843-nucleotide messenger RNA. RefSeq names its product phosphatidylinositol glycan anchor biosynthesis, class B (gene pigb). NCBI's taxonomy places the organism in Eukaryota, Metazoa, Chordata, Actinopteri, Cypriniformes, Danionidae. Gene Ontology annotation, biological process: GPI anchor biosynthetic process. Gene Ontology annotation, molecular function: glycosyltransferase activity. Gene Ontology annotation, cellular component: endoplasmic reticulum membrane. The record is from RefSeq and is marked provisional.
CCCAAAAACUGUUCGCAAACGCGCUAGAAAAUUAACAUUCAGUCUUUGAGUUAAAAUGCUGAACUUUAAAAGGUUCAUGCUGAGUCAUGGAAAAGAUUCGAGAGCGGUUUAAACAGAGCAAGUCUUCAAAUGAAUCAGUGAGGCUGCGGAAGAGGAGCUCAAUUCUGUACAGCACUGAUGACAGAAAACUGCAAACACUCAAAAUCUUUGGCAUCAACAUCACCGUUUUCAUCGUCCUCGUCCGCCUGCUCAACUGUGUUCUGGUUCAGACCAGCUUUGUCCCGGAUGAGUUCUGGCAGUCGCUGGAAAUCUCCCAUCGAAUGGUCUUCGGUUAUGGCUACGAGACCUGGGAGUGGAAGGAAGGCAUUCGGGGAUAUUCGUAUCCUCUUCUGUUCGCUCUGAUGUAUAAACUCCUGCAGCUCAGCAGUUAUGACACCGUUUAUUUGUUGGUGUUUGUGCCGCGUGUUUUCCAGGCGCUUCUGGCUGCAUAUGCUGAUGUGAAACUGUAUAAACUCAUCCUCCAGUGGGAAACGCCAGACGUGGCCAAAUGGACAUGUUUCUGUCAGCUGUGUUCGUGGUUCACCUGGUUUUGCUGCAGUCGGACGCUGACAAACACUACAGAGACAGCUCUGACCACACUGGCGCUGUGCUUUUAUCCUUUACCUGGAUCCAAAGCACACAGCAGCUGGAAGUAUUUGACUCUGGUUUCUUUGGCUGUGGUCAUUCGUCCCACGGCUCUGAUCGUCUGGUUUCCUCUGAUCUUCUAUCAUUUCUGUACAGAUCAGGACAAACUGAAGCUCAUCACACACAGAUACUUUCCUAUUGGGGCUCUUGCACUGGGCGUCUCCACACUGAUAGACUCUUUUUUCUAUGGAAAGUGGAUCUUCGUGCAGUGGAACUUCCUAAAGUUUAACGUUCUGCACAAUGUGGGUGAGUUUUACGGCUCUCACCCAUGGCACUGGUACUGGACUCAGGGUCUGCCGGUGGUCAUCGGCCCACACCUCCCGCUCGUCCUGCACGGAUGCUUACUGUCCACCAGAAAACACACCAUCCUACUGCUCACCAUCAUCUGGACCACUGCCGUAUACAGUUUGCUUGCACACAAGGAGUUCCGGUUCAUUUAUCCUGUGUUGCCGUUCUGUGUGAUAUUUUGCGGUCUUUCAUUAGCGAAGCUGCAGGCGUGGAGGAAAGCUGCUGCUGGUGCCCUGCUGCUCUUCAAUCUGUGUCCUGCUUUAUAUACGGGUUUAGUUCACCAGCGUGGAGCUCUGGAUGUCAUGCAUGUCCUGCAGCCGCUGUGUGUUGCUAGUCAAUCUCCAAACCCACCUGAGCUGCUGUUCCUCAUGCCCUGCCACUCCACACCUCUCUACAGUCACCUCCACUGUCCUCUAAAGCUGCGCUUCCUGGAGUGUCCACCGGAUCUGACUGGACGGCAGGAUUAUAUGGAUGAAGCUGAAGUUUUCUUCUCAGAUCCGCUUCACUGGCUCAACACAUCCUUCCCUUUGCGGUCCACACUGCCUUCACAUUUAGUGCUGUUUGACUCCCUGCAGAAGGAGAUUUCUUCAUUCCUGGAGGAAAACAGCUUUGCCAAACAAGCUGAAAUAUUCCACACUCACUUUCCUGAGGGGCGAGUGGGAAAGAAUAUAUUAAUAUACAGCAGAAGAUCUGAAAUGAAGAUUAAUGAUGGUUUCAUCCUUUAAAGAUGUACUGUAUUAAUAAUGCUUUGAGUUUCUGUCUCGUUUUUAGUCUAAAUAUCCUUAAAUCAAGACGCAUUUUCUAGACAUGUGCAAACUAUUGUUUUGUUUUCAUAAAUAAUAUGUGGAAAUAAAGAUUUUCUUUAAAACAA